AUGGGGUGUUGCAAUUUGUUCAGAUUUUCCCGUCGAAAGGAUCGAGAGAAGCCCAGGACAUCGGCACUACAAGUCGCUGUGGCCACCAGUGACGACUUCCAGGAGAAGCGGAGCGAGGAGGGGCCGAAAACCUCCUCCACGACGGAUGUACAGUCAACGAGCACCAGCACCCCAGAACUGGUAGCGGAAAGCUUACCCGGACGUCUAUGGAACCUGGCAUACGACCAGCUCAAAUCAAAGGAUCCGAAAUUGAUCGAACACUAUGAGGGCAUCCUAUCAAGCCAAAUUGAUGGACAAGAGCUUAAGGCCGUGGACCUCAAUACACAGAUCAACAAGAUCAGCCUAGAGCAGCCAAGAUCACUGCAGAUGCGACAGCUCGUUGCCUCUGGAUUGCUCAGGACGGAGAAAGCAGCUGCGACUAACGAAGCAGUCGCGCAAGGCCUGCAGGUAUUCAAUGUCGUCAAGGAUAGCGUCGCAACAGCUACCAGAGCUUCUCCAGAAGCCUCCAUAGCUUGGGUACCGAUCUGCCUUGCUCUUGAUAUACUCAUGAAUCCACUCACCCAACAGUCUUCUAAUAGAGAUGGAAUCGCUUACGUCGUAUCGAGGAUGGAUUGGUACUGGCAUCUAGCUGAUCUUCUCCUAGAGAGAAACCAAGAAGCCCGACGAUCGCAGCCGCUGCAAGAACAACUCGAGAAGAAUCUCGUCGACCUUUACACUCGUCUUCUGGCAUACCAGAUCAAAAGUAUCAUUACAUACCAUCGCAAACGUGGCACUGUUUUUGCAAGAGACCUUGUCAAGUGGGAUGAUUGGGAAGGUGAGCUGGCUGCGAUCAAGGAGAUGGAAGAAUCGAUACGCCAAGAUGCAGCUCAGUUCAACACGCAUGAAAUCCGCAACCAACUCCAAACUAUUACGGAGAAAGCUGAGUCACAGGACAUCAGCCUGCAUAACAUUGUGACGAGUAUCCAGGAACAAACGGCGCACUCCCUGGCGUAUACGAAGAGUGCCGACGACAAUAAGUGUCUCCAACACCUGUUCCUGACGAACCCCAGCCACGAUAAAGAACGGCUCGAAAAUGCAAAAGGGGGAUUACUGGAUGGUUCUUUUCGAUGGAUACUUGACAACGCGGAUUAUCGGCGUUGGCGGAAUGACCGUGAGGAGCGAUUACUGUGGGUUGAAGGUUCACCCGGUCAAGGCAAAACCAUGCUCAUGUGCGGCAUCAUUGACGCACUCGAACAAACCGUGGCGGCGGGUGAUCUCAUAUCUUACUUCUUCUGCCAGACAUCAGAACCGCGCAACAACAACGCAACGGCAGUCUUACGGGGUCUCAUCCAUCAUCUGAUUGGUCAACAGCCGUCACUUGUACGCUAUGUACGACUUGAGUAUGAUCGCGUGGGCGAAAAGUUAUUUAACGACGCAAACACAUGGACGGCUCUAUCCAAGAUCAUUACCAGUAUGCUGGAUGACACAUAUAUACGGCAAGGGAAUAUCUACCUCAUCAUAGACGCUAUGGACGAAUGCAUCGACCCGGACGAUCGUAGAAGACUCUUGGAACUGAUUGUACAGAUUUCAAGAAGUUUAUCACACACCAAGUGGAUAAUAUCCUCACGCGGUUGGAACGAUAUUCGCGAUGUGCUUACUGAGCAUCCUCAAAUGCUUCAUCUUGGACUCGAUCCCAAAUCCGAAGCUAUUCUUGAUGCUGUCAAUACCUACAUCGAAUACAAAGUCGAGGCGUUGGCUACUAAAAAGAGACUGGAUCUAUCGGAUGCCGUCAUCAUCCGCGGCUACUUGAUCGAAAACGCCGGAGGGACAUUCUUGUGGGUAGCGUUGGUCUGCAAAACGUUGGAGAGCUCGAUUGGCAUUGUCUACAAAACGGCCAUGCAAGCCUUCCCUCCUGGGCUGAAAGAGCUAUAUAAAAGGAUGCUCCAGCAAAUCGAGAGUAUGAACGGCAUUGAAGUAAAAAUUCACAAGCUCGUUCUCGGCGUAGUGUUAACCGCGAAGAGACCUCUCCGCGUUACGGAACUACCACUAUUCGUAGAAGAGCUGGAUGAUAUUACAGACAAAGUGGCAGCGAUAGAAGAGAUCGUCCUGGGCUGUGGAUCAUUUCUUUAUCUGCAGAACGGCACAGUCCACUGCGUUCAUCAGUCGGCCAAAGACUACUUGCUGAAUGAGGGCAACAAAACUGUCAUUGGAGACAGUCAAGGCGACUUCUAUAUUCGUGUUCUUAACAGGAUAUCUGGGAUGCUUCACAAGCUCAUUAAGGAAGACGAACGUAUGGAGGAGCUGCACAUCCGUUCCACUGGCCAGAAUUUAUGGGGUUCGGAUGGUUGUUCUGGCGAAACACGGGAGAUACUUCAGCAUGUCACCCACUACGCGUCUUGUGUUAGAGACACUGACCUCAAAUUCUACAUAGUUGAAGAGGGAACAGUUUUCCAAGACUUCUUCCAUUAUUUCUAUACCCGAAGACCUAGCGAGUGGCGCGAUAAGGCGCGCGCUGAAUGGGCGGCACAACACCAGAUCCAGAAUGGAUGA
This is a messenger RNA of Alternaria ethzedia, 2529 nucleotides long. RefSeq lists its product as uncharacterized. The coding region runs from base 1 to 2529 and encodes 842 amino acids. The record is from RefSeq and is a predicted model, not a curated record. NCBI's taxonomy places the organism in Eukaryota, Fungi, Ascomycota, Dothideomycetes, Pleosporales, Pleosporaceae. The transcript is spliced from 3 exons.